Molecule: messenger RNA, 1839 nt
Organism: Tricharina praecox
Lineage: Eukaryota; Fungi; Ascomycota; Pezizomycetes; Pezizales; Pyronemataceae
Exons: 5
Coding region: 158-1432 (424 amino acids)
Biological process (GO): response to heat; protein refolding
Cellular component (GO): cytoplasm
Molecular function (GO): ATP binding; Hsp70 protein binding
Source: RefSeq, a predicted model, not a curated record
GCAUAACUUAGAACAAACUGCCUGCCACAAGCAAUCCAGCCUCACCUCUCACCUCUCACCAACCCACUCACUCACCACUCGAUUCACCAACCAACCACCUUCGCAGCUUCGCUCCCUCGCCCUUGCCCCUUCCUACCGCUCGACAAAAACUGCAACCAUGGAGACGAUAGACCUCUACGAAACCCUCGGCGUCUCCAAAUCCGCCAGCAAAGUCGAGAUCAAGAAAGCCUACCACAAGGCGGCGCUCGCAUCGCACCCCGACAAGGUCCCGGAAGCCGAGCGUGCGGAGGCCGAGAUAAAGUUCAAGGCGGUGAGCCAAGCGUACGAGAUCCUGUUUGAGGACGAGACGCGCGAGCGGUACGACCGCUUCGGCAUGGCGGCGUUCGAGAACGGCGGUGGUCCCGCCGACGGCGUGGACUUGGACGAUAUUCUCGCGCAGAUGUUUAUGGGCGGGAUGGGCGGGAUGGGGGGCAUGCCCGGUAUGGGUGGUAUGGGAGGCAUGCCAGGAAUGGGGGGAAGGGGUGGCCCCGCUAGGCAGCAGAAACAGAAGGGGAGGGACGUCGUGCAUCAGUAUGAAGUCUCGCUCGAGGAACUGUAUAAGGGCAAGACGGUCAAGUUGAGUUCGACUAGGAAUAAGUUCUGUGGUACUUGCGCUGGCACUGGAGGAAAGGAUAAAUCCAAGCCCAAGAAGUGUUCCACCUGUGACGGACGAGGCUGGAACCAGGCGCGCCGCGUCGUCGGUCCUGGGCUCGUCACGCAACAGGACAUUCCCUGCUCCAACUGCCGGAGCAGCGGCAUGGUAUUCCGCGACAAGGACCGUUGCAAGAAGUGCAAGGGCACGUGCGUGCAGGAGGAGAAGAAGGUGCUGGAGGUCUACAUUCCCCGCGGAUCGAAAGAGGGCGACAAGAUUGUUCUCGAGGGUGAGGCGGACGAGCAGCCUGGUUUCGAGACGGGCGAUAUCGUCUUCAUCCUCGAGGAGAAGGACCAUGAGGUGUUUACCCGUGUCGGAGCCGACCUCAGCGCUACGUUAAAGGUUGACCUCGUGGAGAGCUUGACCGGGUUCAGCAGAGUGGUGCUGAAGCAUCUGGACGGACGGGGCAUCCAGCUCACUCAUCCUGUUGGCGAGUUCUUGAAGUCCGGCCAGGUUCUCAAGAUCCCCGGCGAGGGCAUGCCCCAUAAGAAGGGCGAGGGCAAGGGUGACCUGUACUUGGUCGUUUCGAUCGAGUUCCCUGAGAAGGGCUGGAAACCGGACGUCGAGGCUAUCCGGAAUGUCCUUCCCCCACCCUCUCACCCGAAGAUUGAUGCCGACGUUAUCGACGAGCACGACUACGUUCGGAAUGCUUCUCUCCAGGAUUUCGGCGGUGACGACGCGGUCUGGGAAGACGAAAGCGAAGACGAGGAACAAGAAGGGCCUCAGUGCGCUCAGCAGUAGUGACUUCAAUCGCCGCAAAUACCCCCUCCUUGAUCCCUAUUUCUACCUACUCCAAGGCAUUUUCUUCGUUUUUGUUCUUUUCGUUCUUAGAUAUCGAUGGCGGGAACAGACUUGGAGGCAUAACGUUUGGGCUUUGUUUUCUGGCGUUUGUGUGGCAAUACUUUUUGUGUUCUUCCCGGCGCGGCGGGUGGCGAUGAGCCGAAAAGUUCUGUUUGUUUUUUUUUCUCGUUCGGCUUGUGCCGGCUUGUGGUGACAUGGGCAUUGGGAGGGAGCGGUGUACUCUAUUCUUUUGUGGUGAGAUUGGUUACAUGUGCAGCAGCCUACAGAUGAAGGGGAGGAUGCGGUAAUAGAUAUCAACUGCGAGUUCUGGCGGGCUGAAUAGGUCUUGCGAGGUGAAUCAAUAGCCG